Molecule: messenger RNA, 2261 nt
Organism: Xiphias gladius (swordfish)
Lineage: Eukaryota; Metazoa; Chordata; Actinopteri; Istiophoriformes; Xiphiidae
Gene: mul2
Product: mitochondrial E3 ubiquitin protein ligase 1a
Exons: 6
Coding region: 167-1240 (357 amino acids)
Biological process (GO): protein ubiquitination; organelle organization
Molecular function (GO): ubiquitin-protein transferase activity
Source: RefSeq, a predicted model, not a curated record
GAGAGAGUCCGCAUGUGGCAUGCGCCGACUUCGGCACGUGACGCAACGUUUUCCUCACCUACAUCACGUGACAUUGACAACACCAUGCAACUGAAUAUGUCAAGUGGAGACAUUUCUUUUCUCUGACAGGUCUGCUCCUAAGGCAGUGACAGGAGACCCAGAAGCAAUGGAUGGAUUUCCUGUGAGGAUUACAGAGGCAGUGUGUCUUGGGACCAGCCUUGCCCUCUCAGGCAUUUGCUACUAUCUGUACAGGAAGAGCCGGUCAACAGUAGAUAAACUUGAUGAUGCUCCACAUUUCACCAUAGAUGGGAAACUCAAAGACAUUUUGAAAGUAACUCCAGGAGCGUGUCUACAGUAUGCUGUCAUUGAAGGUGCUGUCCAACCAGUAGGCGAGCCUCUUACGAGUAACUUCCAAAAAGAAUCUGUUGGAGUAUUGCAGAAAUUUAUGUUGAGAGAACACAGGCUGGUGUGGAAUGGCCUUUCAAGCACUUGGACAGACAGUGAGCGAGUCAUGCACCAAAGAGUGAAUGCAGUGCCCUUUGUGUUAGUGGGAUCAGAUGAGACCGCAGUCAAAGUCCUGUGCCCUCUGCAGGCCUCGGGAGUGCAUAUGGAGAUUACCCACGAGAAGUUUCACCAGGUUAACUAUGGCUUGGGUGACAUCGUAGGACAAUACCUCAGUGGGGAGAAGCUUAAAGGGCAACUGGAGACUGAGGAAAUGCUCAAAGUGGGUGCAACUCUCACAGGUGUAGGUGAGUUGAUACUGGACACAGAUGGCACCCUGAAUCUUCGACCCCCUUCUAAUAGUGCACAGUACUUCUUGAGCAUCAUGGACUUUGACACCCUGCGACGAGAUCAAGAGAAUGUGGUUGUUUGGUGGAAGGCGCUAGCCAUUGCCUCCGCUUUGGCCGGGGCAGUGGUCCUCCUCUGGGUCGGUCGACGCUACUACUACCACCUAAAAGAUCGGUGGGAGCGGGAGCAGGAGAGAAGGGAAUUUGAGAGACUGCAGGCUGAAGCCCCAAGAGCGCGUGCUGCUGUAGCGGGCCCUGAGGCCCUUCAAGAGGUAGUCGAGGAUCAAAUAGAGAAUGCAUGUGUGAUUUGCCUCUGUCGGCCACGUAACUGUAUUCUCCUGGACUGUGGGCACGUGUGCUGUUGCCACAGCUGCUACCAGGCCCUUCCACAGCGCCGAUGUCCCAUUUGUAGGCAGAACAUCAGCAGAGUUGUGCCGCUCUACCACGUCUGAGGCACCUGUGUGACCAUAUGACCUCAGUGGAACUUAACCACCGUACAAACUGUACCAGCUUUGCACCUAAAAGGUCUAAACUGCUGCACUUAAACCUAAAAAGGGCAAAAAUAACUCUUUGAAAAUCCCAUUGCUAACAAGAAUAUAGAUUUUCUUUUAAGAACAUACUGUAUGUAUUGAUAAAAUGUGAAUUAUAAGGAUACUGAGCAAAGGCUUGGUUCACUACAGAGUUUCAGUGAGGUACUUUUAUCUGGAAUUGUUAGAAAUACAGGAAAAUGAAGUAAUUAGGAAAACGAUGUAUAUUUAUGCAAUAGAAUUGUUUAUUUUCCUACAUGUUUUUUAUGUGCCUUAAUCUGGUAAUUUAUAUGGCUGAGGCUGUCUCAGAGUGAUUGUAUUGUAUGUAUCUGAAUAACUUCAGGCUGUAAUGAGGAGCUAAGCUUUUGUUUCAGCCAAUUUCAGUUACCUAUUUCAGUUAGAGGAAGUUACUGGAACAAGAUACAUCUAGUGCCAAGACAAAGCUUUUGUGUUAAAGGGGCUUUAUGUAAGUUUGUCCUAUCGCUACACAGCCAACGUUCAGCAUCAAACUUCAUUCCAUUACUCGCCAAGAGCUGUCUCCAGUGGUGGAAAGCUACGCCAGUGUUAACUCUUGUAUUGCUUCUAUUUCUAUCACUUUUUUUCUUCUACUGAAGUUAGCAUGCUAACCAUCUAGCCCCGGCCCAUCCCUUCUUGUAAUACCACUUUGCGAUAGAUAGUCACUGUAGCGUCCAGUCCUCACUUCAGCAUGAGAGGAUGAAGAAGAAGCGCUGUCCAGAGGGCGUAUUCUAACCUCUUCUUGCAAACGCAACGAUGGCGAAGCUUUUGGUAAGUAAACAGAUGUUAAUGCUAACGUUGACUAUGUAACGAUAGGAAAAACUGACAUAUAGCACCUUUAAGGUGUAAUUAAUGCACUACAGACAGGCAAGAGUGUGUAAAAUGUUGGUUUGUUGAAACAAAUUCAGUAAAGCAUCACUCUUUAAAAUCA